CGCUGCACUCGAUUCUAAAGCUGCCAGUGCAUAAUACCAGUUCGAUUGCCCGUGAUGCAAUUGUGAAUCGCCUCUCAGUUUCGAAGUGAAUCGUUCUCAUUGUGAUGAUGCCAUUAUCCAUCUCUACCCAAUUAUCGGAAAAGUUUGUGCCACCCGAUUUAUUGUGAAGCAAUCCUUUCAGACGUAUGAAGAAGUGGAAUCAACCCCCUCAUACGUUUUUAUAUAUUGUCAAUUUGAAAAUAAAUAAAUAUAUUUAUUUCUAAAGGGAAAUGAGAAGUUGGCCUGACAUGUGCGUCUGAAAGCUGAAUUCUUUGCUAGUUGAAUAGUGAGGGAAUGGUUUGAAUCUAAAUGUGUGAUCGUCAAUUUAAAUACUGCUACUGGACCAGAAGUACAAGUUUGAUCUAAAGUUUGCUCUGAUCUCAGUUAUUAUUUAAGAGUAUAUCUAAAGUUCGGAAAAAAUCGAAUAUUUAUAAUUAAAGAGACUAACAAAUGUGUUUUGAUGUUGUAAAUCUAAAAACUCUUAAACGUCAGAUUCAUCAAAAUAUCAUUGUACAUAAGUAGCUGUUUGUUACGUUUAAAACUCCAGUCAUUGAGGUGCUCAAUUAUCAAGAAGAAACUUCUCAAUUUAUUAGGCUAACCGAGUUCAAAUGAGCCUCCCCAAGUUACUUCGCUUUUUUGAUUAUCGUGCGAGGCAAUGGCGUUUGGUGCUCGAACAGUUUCCAUCGCAGCUUUCCUGUGUGUUACAACCGUGAUAGCAGAACCAUCUCCAGUACAAGAGCAAAACAGGAACCUCAACCCUCCUCAACAAUGGGUGGCAAGAGCCAUCGCAGAACAUAUAUGGAACUACCAACUCACUUCGGAGAAGAACCCAGAAUGCACCCGUCAUUUCAAUAUCUAUCGAGAGCAUCUCAGUAACUUCACACUGUGGGCAGUUCAAAUGUUAGAUGCUUCAGAUGUAGUUCCAAGUGGACUUCUGGCAGCCGACAUAUUCAAGCUGGGUAAUUUUGAGGAAUGUAUUAAUACAAAAGUGCCGACUGAAUAUGGAUUUACCGCUCAGUAUUGUUUGCCUACUAUUAAUUUUAAUCGGACGAAUCUGGAAAUAUCCACUAAACAUGAGAACGAGUGGGAAGAUCCAGUGUGGAUCAAAAUCCUGAAUUCUAGAGAUCGCAGAAAAGCACCAAAAGACCGUUUUACAUUUGCUCUGUGCAUUCCGAGUACUUGUUCAUCAGAAGAUCUGAAAAUAUCUCUGCAAAGCUCACUGGAAGUGCCACUCAGGGAGGCAGCCUACGAUAUUAAUGUGACUUUAGAUAACUUACUAUGUACCACAAUGGAGGGACCACCAGGAUCUCUUGGUAGCAUGAUCAUGAAGUAUUUCCUGGUUGGACUGACGGGUUUAUUCCUCUUUUGUUCCAUCACGGAUCUAGUUCUGGCUGGUGCUCGUGGAGAUGAUUAUGAUAUCACGAAUUUCUCUUUUUCAAAAGCUGUGGGGAUUCAGAAAUGGCUUCUACCUUUUUCGCUCUGCAGAAACGUCUUUCAACUAACGGCACAACCAACUUCUCCAGAUGAAUAUAGGAUUUUGCAUGGACUCAAGGCCACACUAAUGAUGUUCAUUAUUAUGGCGCACAUCGCGCUGUUUCGAUGUGGGAAGGUACCUUUUGUCAACUGGAGCUACACAGAGGACAAAAUGGCGCGCUCCAGCAUAACAUACAUAAUCGGAGGACUUCUCCCGGACGUGUUUUUCUGUAUGACAGGAUUUACAGUCUGCCAAUCAAUGCUCAAUCAGCUGGAAAAGGGCUCUUUUAAUGUUCGCACCCACAUCGCAAAUAAAUUGCUAAGGGUCCUACCGCCGUACAUAUUCGUCAUAGCGUGCAUGAUUUUCGUCCUACCGUACCUGGGUAGCGGACCCAUAUGGAGAACUUUUAUUGAGCCAGAGGUGGAGUUUUGUCGAAAUAAUUGGUGGCUCAAUCUGCUCUUCGUUAAUAACUAUUUUAGAAUAGGCGAAUGGUGUCUGCCCCAAUCUUACUACAUUGCUGCUGACAUGCACUUUUUCAUAGUAGGUUCCUUAAUAGUGUAUCUUUGCUGGCGAUGGGCACCAUACAAAUUGGUAAUAUUGGGUUCUGCGCUCUUCCUAACUUUUUUACUGCCUUUUUUGACCGUUUUCCGGAAUGAGUAUAAUGGAUUCCUAAGAUUAGACUACGAAUUCUUGACAGAUCAAUUUAGGAAGCAACCGGAGGUUCAACAUGUUUACAUGAAGAGCCAUUGUCGAUCUGGUGGAUACAUCGUUGGCAUAACAGCAGCAUUUGUCUUGAGGCACUUCAAAAAAACUGACUGCAAAUUGUCAAAGGGCAUGUCGUGGGCAGGCGUUUUGUUCGCUGUCUGCAUCCUCUUUGGAACGCUGCUCGCAAAAUACGUACUUUACAACUCAUCGCCAAGCCUUAUGAUCCGCGCUAUCCACACUGGAUUGAGCACUCAGCUAAUUGGCGGCGCAUUCAUGAUUGUCAUCGUCAUCCAAAUAACCUCCGAUCUCGGAGCUUGGAACAAAAUAUUGUUCACUCAAGACGUGUUUAUACCGUUUAGUAGAAUUACAUACUGGUUAUACCUUCUUAACGUCCCCAUCGUUAUGGCCCUGAUUGGUUCCCUGAAGACACCCAUACACAUGACUUACGAAGAGACGGGUUUUUUGGGCCGACAUCUGGGAGACUUCUUUCCUAUCUACGCUUUCGCAAUAUAUGGCUAUUUAACAAUUGAAGCGCCAAUUACUCACCUGAAACCAAAAAUUCUGCGAUUCAUCUCAGGAUCUCCGUCCCCAACCGAUAAAAAGAACCAAUGACAUUGAUGUUUGUUUUUCGUUUUUCCUAAUAAAAAUUAUUGUAGAUAUUCA
Bemisia tabaci is the source of this 2881-nucleotide messenger RNA. RefSeq names its product nose resistant to fluoxetine protein 6. Gene Ontology annotation, molecular function: acyltransferase activity, transferring groups other than amino-acyl groups. The record is from RefSeq and is a predicted model, not a curated record. NCBI's taxonomy places the organism in Eukaryota, Metazoa, Arthropoda, Insecta, Hemiptera, Aleyrodidae.